AUGCAUAUUCUCGUACUCGCGGCUAGGAGCCACUUAGAGCGGCGAGGCAAGGAGCACGUCUGCCCAGAGGAAAACACUGAAGGUCCUGAGAUUCGGUAUUUCGUUGGCGAACUUACAUUUCAUCGAUUUGCGACUAUGCUUGCUGGUGGCUGCGCUAUCCUCAGUACUGUUAUUGUUGCUGUAUUGAUUGGAUUCCACGCUUUCAACUACUCGAAUCCGGUGCAGCAACGUCAGGUCAUUCGAAUCGUUUCGCUUAUUCCUUGGGUUGCUAUAUUCUCUUUCCUCAUCGUAUGGCAGGAUGGGAUAGGAGAGUAUCUGGCUCACUCGCUUGAUUUCGGGUGUGCGAUGGCGUUGUCGUCUUUUUUGCUCUUCAUGUGCGAUCUCGUGCUUGCACAUCCAGGGGGGUACGAGUCGUUGUUUGGGGAGGAUGCGAGGGCUAAAGGGGAGCUUAAAGCUCAGAGUCCAGCGUGGUUGAGGAAAACAUGGUACGGUGUGCUCCAGUUCAUUCCUACUAGUAUUAUCCUCUGGGUUGCAACUGCCAUCUCUUUGGCUGCUGGCACAUACUGCAAGCAGUCCAACAGUGUACACUUUGCCCAUAUCUGGAUCACGAUCUUGAACGCGUACACUACUGUGGUCGCUAUAAUCUGCUCGCUUCGGUUCUAUAAGAAGAACAAGACGUUGUUGCAGAAGCACAGUAUCCUCCUCAAGCUUAUGACGUUCAAGGGAGUUCUUGGUCUCAACUUUCUCCAGUCGUUUAUCAUCUCCAUUCUCGCUGGUCACGGCGUACUCAAACCCACCGAGUACAUGACCUUCCAUGAUGUCAACACCGGACUCGCUUCACUCAUCCUCGCCUGCGAAAUGCCCCUCUUCGCUAUCCUCCUCGUCUUCGCCUUCUCCCCGCGCCCAUACAAGGCCCAAGGUGGACCUGCAGCAGGGCCCUUGAAUGCAAUCGUCGAUGCGAUCAACAUCACUGAUUUGCUUUCAGCGUUCUACCGCGGACCCAUGAGACUUGUGAGGGAUCAACAGCGACAGAUUCUAAGGCAGGAUAGUAUGAGGAUACAAGCGGUACCUCAUGCUGUUUAG
Molecule: messenger RNA, 1083 nt
Organism: Bipolaris zeicola 26-R-13
Lineage: Eukaryota; Fungi; Ascomycota; Dothideomycetes; Pleosporales; Pleosporaceae
Exons: 3
Coding region: 1-1083 (360 amino acids)
Biological process (GO): transport
Molecular function (GO): transporter activity
Source: RefSeq, a predicted model, not a curated record